Molecule: messenger RNA, 1371 nt
Organism: Microtus oregoni (creeping vole)
Lineage: Eukaryota; Metazoa; Chordata; Mammalia; Rodentia; Cricetidae
Gene: Rnf133
Product: ring finger protein 133
Exons: 1
Coding region: 1-1146 (381 amino acids)
Biological process (GO): ubiquitin-dependent protein catabolic process
Cellular component (GO): cytoplasm; endoplasmic reticulum; late endosome
Molecular function (GO): ubiquitin protein ligase activity
Source: RefSeq, a predicted model, not a curated record
AUGACUCUCCUUUACACUGGCAUUUGGCCAAACAGCGCUGCAUCCUUCUGGCUUCUGAAAUUCGGUUUCAUUUGGCUCCUUGGUCAGAACUGUUGCGCAGCAAGUGCAGUUUGGACAGCUUACAUGAACAUCUCAUUUCAUGUGGGGAACCGUAUGCUGUCAGAGCUGGGGGAAACUGGGGUCUUCGGGAGAAGUUCCAGCCUGAAGAGAGUAGCAGGAGUGGUUGUCCCGCCACAGGGGAAAACUCAAAACGCUUGUGAUCCCAACACCAAUUUCAACCGGCCACGGAACAAUGAGCAGUGGAUCGCGCUCAUUGAACGAGGAGGCUGCACUUUCACGCAGAAAAUUAAGGUGGCAUCUGAGAACGGAGCCAGAGGAGUGAUCAUCUAUAACUUCCCAGGUACUGGCAACCAGGUUUUCCCUAUGUCUCACCAGGCGUUUGAUGACACCGUUGUAGUUAUGAUUGGUAACCUGAAAGGCAUGGAAAUUUUGAAUUUGCUCCGGAAGGGAGUUCACAUUACAGUCAUGGUUGAGGUGGGGAGGAAACAUAUCAUCUGGCUCAACCACUAUUUUGUCUCUUUUAUGAUCGUCACAACGGUUACUUUGGCAUAUUUCACCUUUUAUCAUAUUCGGAGACUUUGGGUUGCAAGGAUUGAGGACAGGAGAUGGAAGCGGUUAACAAGAGAACUCAAGAAAGCUUUCGGCCAGUUACAAAUUCGAGUGUUAAAAGAGGGCGAUGAGGAAGUCCAUCCUCAUGCGGACAGCUGCGUCAUCUGCUUUGAGCCCUAUAAACCUAAUGAUACAGUUCGUGUUCUCACUUGUAACCAUUUUUUCCACAAGAACUGCAUCGACCCCUGGAUUCUAGCCCAUGGCACAUGCCCCAUGUGCAAAUGUGAUAUUCUGAAAGCUCUGGGGAUUCAAAUGGACAUUGAGGAUGGAACAGAUUCUCUGCAAGUUCUGAUGGCAAAUGAACUGCCUGGAACCUUUUUACCUGUGGAAGAAGAGACAAAUAAUGAACUUCCGCCUGCAAGAACUUCAGGAAAAGUGACCCACGUACAGGAGCAUCCUACUUCUCCAAACACUGGCAGCCAGCCUCCUGCAGCAGAGGAAACUGGUCAUCCUUCACUUGGACAGCUUGACCUUUGAGCAAGUGGAUUAAACCUGUUUGUCAAAUCAGGUCCUCACACCGACAAGCAGUUUGUCUGAAGUGCUUUUUUGUGUGCGUGUGUGUCAUUUGCUGUCUGCUCAUUUCCCAAAUUCACUGUCAAGCUUCAAAUACAGGGGAAAGAAAACCUGACAGGAUUUUAUGGCUUUUUACCUCUGCCAAUUUUAACUUUUUGUGAAUGUGUUAUUCUUCUGAGUGUGCCUGUG